UACAUGUGCUCUGCCGCUUUUAAAUCUCUCUUCUUCUUCCUCGUGUCACUCUUUCUCACACUCUCUGCUCAAACAUUUUUAUUGUCUCUCUGCCCAAAUUUAUAUAUUUCUUUAUCUUUUCCCGGAAUAUUUCCUAGAAAAACCCAAGCAAAGCUUUAAGCCUUCCUCACCCCCUAAAGUAGCAUCUUCCUCCUUUUUUUUCUUUCUUUCUUUCUUAUCUCUCUCUCGCGUUUGUGAACGAUUCCUUAAGAAUAUAACCAAAAGCUCUUUUUUUUUACCCCUUUCUUCAACUUUCCUGGGAAAAAUCUUCACGCAGCAAGGUUUUCUCUCUCGCAGUGUUUUUUCGUGCCUUUUGUUCUUUCUAUAAAACAAAAAAUUCGCUUCCUUUGAGAAAACUUUCUUUUCUUUGCAGAGAGCAUCACUCUUGUUCUUCAAGUUUCGUCUUCCUUUUUCCUUCAAAAAAAGAAAAAAUCCAUCUUUAUUCUUUGUCUCUUUCCUUUUUUUGCUUUCACAGUCUCUCUAUGCUAUAAAAGGUCACAAAGAGAGACACAGUCACAGUCUUGAGCGAAACAGAGAGAGAGAAAGAGAGAUGGAAGCUGAGAAGAAAAUGGUUGUACCGAGAAUCAAAUUCACAGAGCACAAAACCAACACGACGAGAAUCGUGCCGGAUUUAACCAACACCCACCAAACCAGGGUUCUUCGUAUCUCAGUCACUGACCCUGACGCUACUGAUUCCUCAAGUGACGACGAAGAUGAAGAACGCAACAGGUUCGUCUCUAAACGCCGUCGUGUCAAGAAGUUCGUCAACGAGGUCGUUCUCGAUUCUGGUGCUGUUUCUGGAAGCUGUAGUCAAAUGGAGUCGAAGAAGUCACGAAAGAGAGCCGUUAAAUCGGAGUCUACUGCUUCUCCGGUUGUUUCAGCUACUACGGCGACGACGGGAGAGAAGAAGUUCCGGGGAGUGAGACAGCGUCCGUGGGGGAAAUGGGCGGCGGAGAUAAGGGAUCCACUUAAACGUGUACGGCUCUGGUUAGGUACUUACAACACCGCGGAAGAAGCAGCCAUGGUUUACGAUAACGCCGCGAUUCAGCUCCGUGGUCCCGACGCUCUCACUAAUUUCUCCGUUAAUCCGACCACCACGACGAAGACAGAGAAAAAGUCUCCACCACCUUCUCCGGUGAAGAAACAGAAGAAGAAAAACAACAAAAUCAAAAAGUCCGUUACUGCGUCUUCCUCUGUCAGCGGAAGCAGCAGCAACGACUGUCUCUGCUCUCCGGUUUCAGUUCUCCGAUCUUCGUUCACCGUCGACGAAUUCUCCGAAAGCUCUUCGCCAGCCGCAGCGGCGGUUGUAGUCAAAGAAGAGCCUUCGAUGACGACUGUAUCAGAGACUUUCUCGGAUUUCUCGGCUCCCCUGUUCUCAGAUGAUGACCUGUUCGAUUUCCGGAGCUCGGUGGUUCCAGACUACCUCGGCCUCGGCGGUGGCGAUUUGUUCGGGGAAGAUAUAUUCACGGCGGAAAUGUGUACGGAUAUGAACUUCGGAUUCGAUUUCGGAUCUUCCGGAUUAUCCAGCUGGCACAUGGAGGACCAUUUUCAAGAUAUCGGGGAUCUAUUCGGGUCGGAUCCUCUUUUAGCUGUUUAAUAUUAUUUAAAUAAAUAAAAAAAAUAGUUUAACCGGCCGUUACUAAACGGAACCCGGAGAAAGUUUUGUAUACCGGUGAAAAUAUAAAUCUCGGUCAUGUUCGUUUUUUUUAAUUGUUUUUUUUUCUUUUCUGUUAUAUAUAAAUAUAUAUAAGUCAAAUUGUAUCAAUGUAGUUACUGGUGAUAUUAAUUAAAGUUAGUAACGUAUUUUAUUACAA
Molecule: messenger RNA, 1853 nt
Organism: Capsella rubella
Lineage: Eukaryota; Viridiplantae; Streptophyta; Magnoliopsida; Brassicales; Brassicaceae
Product: ethylene-responsive transcription factor CRF2
Exons: 1
Coding region: 590-1636 (348 amino acids)
Biological process (GO): regulation of DNA-templated transcription
Molecular function (GO): DNA binding; DNA-binding transcription factor activity
Source: RefSeq, a predicted model, not a curated record